CCCAGCCCGCCUGUUUCUUUGCAUGCAGCUCACUCCACAGCCUUCAAAGAUCACACAAGAUUCAAGAAUUCUACAAGCCAAGGGGAGCAAGUCAAUGAGCAGCACCAGAGAUAACCCAAAGGUGAGUUGGCAGGAGACAGCAUUACAUUAUAGGGAAAUCUUACCUUAAAAACCUUCUUCUUGCUACAUGAUCUGAAAACUAAAUGUGCUCUCUGUCAUCUGUUUUGCUUAUAACAUAUUUACUUGUUGAGAUUUUUUGGUUUGUUUCUGAAGAAAGAAUGAACCAUCUUCUCGUGUUUAGAAACCUAUACAUCAAGUUAGACCGAAAUACCUUUUAAUCAUCACUAGACCUGUACCAAGUAAAUCAGGUAAGAAGCUGAAAUUUUACUUUCUUAUUUUAUUUCCCUAGAUAUAGAACCUCCUUUGACACACCAUUAUUUAAAAAACAAAACAAAAGAACACUGAAGGAAAAAGAAAGGUCGAAUGAAAUCUUCUAGAAAGGCAAUGCAGCAAAGGACUUUCUCAAUACUAAUAACUUUUCAGGAAUUCCUUAACCAGCUUGUCAUCCCUUUGGCUCUCAGCAGCGGGUUCCCUCCCAGCAUUAAAAGGACUGGCAAUGCUUCAUGCCAGGACGGGGACCCUGCAGGAGAGCAGCACACUGUGGGCUCAGGACACCAUUUUGUAGAGAGCAGUGCCUCUGUGCAGCUCCGGCUUAUCAGUGUAACCCCUCAUCUGUUGUAACCCCACUUGAAUCUGGGGGCUUGAGAGCCCAGUGCUACCCCCAGCAAAACCCCGAGCCCUGCUGCUGCUGCAGGGGCUGAGCUCCCAGGCACUGAACUGGGAGCAGCGUCACUGGGGAUGCUUCUCCCUGCAAUGUAACCAAGCAGUUUACUGGACUGUUUACCUGGCAUCAGCAUGUCCUUACAGAGCAAACUGCCAUCCUGCUCUUCCUUUCUAAGAAUUGCUAGUUUUUAUGCAAGAAUUAUUUUUCCACUCUGCUGAUCUAUGUCUCAAACUACAGGGCAAGAGAGCUUACCUCUGAAAUGCCAGGGAAGCGGCUUGGUCUGUAGAACAGGAACUUACACUGUCCACCUGAUGACAGGCUGCCAGAUCCAAAAUGAAACAGCAUCAGUGUCAGUAACUCAUGGUUUAUUUACAGACAACAUCUGCCGUGACAGAUUUGGCUGCAAGAAAGAACCAGGUAUCCCUGCGCAUUUGGAUUUGGAGAAGAAACCACUGUACAUUUGCUGCGCCUCUGCAGCAGACAGCAGUUUACCAGCUGCGUAUACCCGGAGACAUGAACGACACCUGUACCAACAGCAGCAUCAACCCCAGAGUAGAGCUGUUCCAGCUGAUCAUGUACACUCCCACGUUUAUCCUGGGACUGCUGUUCAAUGUGCUGGCCCUCUCGUUCCUGUUUUUUCCAGCUAAAAAGCUGUCAGAACCGACAGUCUACCUGAUAGCCCUUAUUUUCCUGGAUACUUUGCUGCUCUUCACUCUUCCUUUUAAAAUUAUUUCCUAUCACCUUCAGGACAAGUGGAAACUGGGGGCUGUGUUUUGUUCCAUCUUGGAGAGUCUUUACUUUAUAAAUAUGUAUGGCAGCAUCCUCAUCUCCCUCUGCAUCUGCGUAGAUCGCUACAUCGCCAUCCAGCACCCUUUCAUGGCUCCCACCCUGCGCUCCACCAAGAAAGCUGCUCUGGUUUGUGUUGUCAUCUGUCUGGGCAUCUCAGCUGGGGCUGUGUCUACAUCCCGGUUUCACGAGGAGAGCUACAAUAUCUCAUCCUGCUUCCACAACUUCUCCAACAGCACAUGGGAAAACAAAGGCCUGAUAAUCACCCUGGAGAUGAUGUUCUUUGGCAGCAUGGUGGCCAUGGCCUUCUGCACCAUUCAGAUCAUCAGGUGUCUGAGAAACCACAGAAAAUCAGAGAACUCCCAGACACACAUGACCAGAGCAGAGAAGGUUGUAGUGACAAACUUUGUCACAUUUUUGGUCUGUUUCACACCUUACCAUGUGAUGUUCUUCCUGUACUUCUUGGUGAGGAAUAGCAUCGUGCACAUCCCUUGCCACACUGUGCUACGGGAUGUCCUUCAAGUCACCCUUUGCUGGGCUAAUCUGAACUGCUGUCUGGAUGCAGUCUGUUAUUAUUUUGUUUUAAAGGAGUCUGCGGACGGUUUGUUGCAAAACAAAGAGAGAAAUCACCCAGAAGAAAGCUUUGAUCCAAACACUGAACGUUAGUUACUCCACCUGAUGAGUGGAGAUGAUACCAUGAAAGGUGCAGGACCCUGAACUUCUUUUCUAAAUCAUUUACUUUAAACACUCAGAUGUGAAAAUGUUUCAUAAAAGGAACAGAACUCAGCCCAUUCCCAGGACUCGUAGCUUAUUUGCUUCCCUUCCACAAUGCUUUGUGUUGUCAUUUAUGGAUAAAAAGAAUUGAAAUUA
Molecule: messenger RNA, 2440 nt
Organism: Coturnix japonica (Japanese quail)
Lineage: Eukaryota; Metazoa; Chordata; Aves; Galliformes; Phasianidae
Source: RefSeq, a predicted model, not a curated record